GUAACCGGAUCCGUGAAGAAAAGGUCAGCGACGCGCUCUCGAUGCAUGUUCGUAGCUUUCGCAUCCAAGUGAGCCACCAUAGGGUACUCUACGAUGAUAGCGGCACCAGCAUCCUCCCCAACGCCUACGCCUACGCCUGCGCCGACCCUAGCCAGCGCGUACGGCCUCGGCCUCGGCCUCCAACCUCGAGCGACCGACUAUCUCGACUACGACACCUCUUGCUAUUACAAUGUCAAUGGCCUCCAGUGCACGACCAUCCUCACCGGCUGUUACGACGCCUUCCUCAGCGAAAGUGACUACGACGAGGCCGCCUCGACGUGCUACUGCAACUAUGGCAUCUCCUACCUCGACUGCUACUACUCCCAGGUUGCCACGGGAAGCUGCGCCAGCUACUUCUUCACCGGAGACUACGCCGAGUUCCAGAUGUCCUUCUACACGGAAUAUUGUGGGAGCAUCCCCCCGAGUGCCAUGGCCCAUAUCACGCCGCCGGCAAGUGUGUCGCUGGCUCUCAAAACCGUCGACGUUGUCACGGCCACGGGCGCGCUGGAGCAGCCCGACUAUAAUGCUCCGGCCCUCUACCAAGGCUCAGGCGAACUGCUUCAAGGACGCUGCAGGGAGACUGGGUUUACCCUUGUCGAUGCUGGCAACACGGUUUACUACGCAGGGCUGAUGGGCUGCAACAUGGCCAGCCCGGAGUGUUGUCCCUGGGCCGUGGCUACCGCAGCGUCUUCGUCAGCUGGCAAGGACAACGUCGACUAUGCCUUCCCGCAGCCUGCCGCCACGAACCUGGCUCAGCUGGCCAAGUGUGCCGAUGACUACUACUCCAUUUCUGGAGGGUGCUGCCCAAUCGGCUUUUGGCCCUUCACAGCAGCUGUCGGUGGGAUCACGCCUUGUUGGAGCUCCGUCAGCAGUGUCGAACCUCCCACCCUCACCGUCCAGAAAGACGCCCAAACGCUGGACAAGCCCACGUCAGCCGUCGUCAACAUCAUCUGGUCGAUGCGGUACACCCUCGAAUCCGGGCAUGGCGGCCUAUCAACCGCUGCCAAGGCCGGGAUUGCGGCAGGAGCCGGUGUCGCAGCCAUUCUCAUCGCCGGCCUGGCCAUCUGCCUCUGGAGAUCCCGCCGUGAGAACAAGAAGCUGUCGGGAAACCAGCCGUCGAUCCUUCCGGUCUUGCUUCAGCAACCUCCACAACCACAACAAAAGCCGCAUUUCCAGCAAACGCCAAUGAAGCAGUACCUUCCCGAACUAGGCGGCCAGCCCGCUUACGGCGGUUACCCACCAGCCGGGAUGAUGGUAUCGCCGAGCAGCACCCUCUCCCCGCCCUCUGAUCGCACCAGCGUGGUGACUACCUUGAUCCCGACGUCGGCCGCGGCGCUCAUCCCACAGCACACGGGUGCCUCAAACGGCCCCGUUAGCGAGCUGAACUCUCAGUCUGACCGGGCAGGGGGUUACUUCGCUGGCGCGGCGGCAGUAAAUCCGCGUGUAUCUUCUGGCACAUGCAGUCCACCGACGGGAGCAGCUAACGGACAGGACGGCUACCCAGCGCCCAUUGCCGAGGCGGACGAGGGUCAGGCUCAGUAUCACGGUCAAUACCAGUAUCAGCACUAUCAUCAGCAGCAGCAUCAUCAACAGUUCUAUGACCAGGGGCGAGGAGCAGGGUAUUAUCCUCCCGCUCAUCCGCAAGGCCAUCCACAACAGCAGGGAGGUCAUGUCUACCUCCAGCAGCCGCAGCAGCAGCGGCAGGGGUAUCAGACGAAUGUGCCAGGGAUAAGCGCCAAUCGUGAGGUGGAUUCGCCGCAGGAGGUCAUGGGGAGUCAGGGGCACUAUGGGAUUCAGAGGCGCUGAGUUGCUGUCUUCUGCUGGCUUGAGGUAGCCUUUGGUCGUGUUUUUGCUUGGCUUGAUUCCAUUCAGUCGAGCAUGUUGAAGCACGAUAUCGGAUAUGAUACCCCGUGUCGUGUUACCUAUUGGUCGGGCGCGAGGGGUUGGUUG
This is a messenger RNA of Chaetomium strumarium, 1989 nucleotides long. RefSeq lists its product as uncharacterized. Lineage: Eukaryota; Fungi; Ascomycota; Sordariomycetes; Sordariales; Chaetomiaceae. Bases 94 to 1845 code for a protein of 583 amino acids. The record is from RefSeq and is a predicted model, not a curated record. The transcript has 6 exons.